AUGCCGCCACGGCGAUCUACAGCCCGGGGGCCAAGCGCAACGCCUGUCCGGGGCGCGUCGCCCACAAGGCGGUCAACUCGAGCAAACAGUGUCGUGUCUCCGGAGAAUGCUGCUCCUCAGCGGACAACUCGAGGUGCCUCUCGACAGUCAAACUUGGCCGAGGGGGCCGGUGCCGACCUGCCAAGAUUGCCCGAGGUGAAGAUCCAGCAGUCGUACGCUUAUGGCUCGAGCAAGACGCCUAUGUUACCGACUCAGCUGAUCCCAAGAGGUAGGAUGAACCUGAGAGAAAUUGCUGCGACGCUUGACGCUGGCGUUGAACAAGCCGACCAACACCUCCGGGAUCAUGCCGACGAAGCUCAUGCAAACCUACAAAGAACGUCUCGCGGUGAGAGAGCUCACCGCAGGGCGUCCCGAGAAAACUCUCAAGACCCGUCUGCGGGAAUUGACGACGUGGAGAAGAGCAAGACCCAACGAGUAGCCGCUUGGGCUAGUUCACUCGAAAGCAGUCAACUCGACGAGAUACCCGAAGAGGAUGUUUCGCGCAGCACUGCGGAGGAUGUAGCUUCCCACAAAGAUACCGAUCCCUCUAGCUUCCCAAGUGGCAUAUUUGAGCACAGUUACAACUAUGAGCGCGGCCUUCGAAGACCCAACAUAACAGUCCGGCAGGUUGAACAACCAUUUCUCCGCAAGACGUGGGCCGCAUCAAAACAUUAUGCCCAACAGUCUGGAGAGAAGGCUUCUCAGUUGUCUUCAUCAUUCCUCGACUGGACACAGCAGCUGUUGCAGGAGAGUGGCAGAGUGGUCAAGGACCUUCCACACUCAUCAAUCAUCCCGAUUUUUAUUCAUCUACUUUUCGUUAUGCUGAUGAUGGCUGCGACGAGUCUUCUUUUCUGCUACAGUUAUAAUCAUUUUGUGUGUGACCCUUACACAACAUCUCCAGUGGGAUUGGCUUUGCAGAAAUAUUGCGGUAGCUGCGUUCGGAGUCCUGAUGCGCUGUUCAAUGUCACCGGCGGUAACAACGCGGAUCUGUCCAAGUUGUCGGCCACCCUGAGCAACCUUAACAGCCAGAUACGCUCUCUUGAGUUACGGCUGAACGAUAAGAUUGACACUCAGUUUGCCAAAACAAAGGAAGAUAUGGAAAAGUUACGACAACAACAGUUCGACUUGUCAAAUCGCAUUGCCGGGCUAAACUUGGAGCGGACAACAUCCUCGGGAGACGUCGCAUCACCGGUAAUCGCAAAGGUCAAUUACUUCUCCCCAAAGCUUGGAGCACUGGUAGAGCCUCGACUCACUUCUCCGACUCUACUCACGCCGCUAUCAAUCGGCCACAGGGUCUUUUGGCGUCUUUUGGGAUCUGCAUACUAUCAAACACAGCAGGCCGAGGCUGCUCUUUCUGCAUGGCAAGAUGUGGGCGACUGCUGGUGCUCAUCGCCAUCCUCAACAGAUCAGGAUACAAUGAGACUAGGGGUUCGAACUGCUCGACUGAUUUAUCCGAAAGAGGUCGUGUUGGAGAAUUAUCCCGUUGCUGGGUCGCGCUCCCCCGGAGCUACUCCCAAACAUAUCGAGAUCUGGGCCGACUUUGAGCAUCUUGACAGCCGCGAAUGGAUGGCACUGGGCAUUAGAUCUAUGCAGGGAGACAGCCCGAUUGGCCCAACUUGGGGCAUGAUUGGGCAGAUGGAGUAUGACGCUUCCAAGGAGGCACCUCACGUUCAAGCAUUCAGACUUGAUGUGAAUGACCAUUCGAAUAUCUACUCAGCCCAGCGGUUUGUGGUACGCGUAGUCUCGAACUAUGGAUCGGACUUUACAUGCCUUUACCGAGUUCGGAUGCAUGGAGCUGAGCUCGGUGAACUUUCGACAGAAAAGUUGGGUGGGGCUUGA
This is a messenger RNA of Exophiala spinifera, 1878 nucleotides long. RefSeq lists its product as uncharacterized. Gene Ontology annotation, cellular component: nuclear envelope; meiotic nuclear membrane microtubule tethering complex. Gene Ontology annotation, molecular function: protein-membrane adaptor activity. The record is from RefSeq and is a predicted model, not a curated record. The transcript has a single exon. The coding region runs from base 1 to 1878 and encodes 625 amino acids. NCBI's taxonomy places the organism in Eukaryota, Fungi, Ascomycota, Eurotiomycetes, Chaetothyriales, Herpotrichiellaceae. Gene Ontology annotation, biological process: nuclear envelope organization.